AUGUCGCGUCUGGUCUCGCCUCACGAGUUACUGUCACACUCAACCUCCGGGUCACACACUGCGCCUCUUUUAAGCCAAAAGAUUUUCGCAAAAUGUCAUCAGGCCCGGCUACACUCUAUCAUGCGCGUCUCCUCUGCUCGGAUCGAACUGAGAAAAGCCCACAUCGAAAUUGACGGCGUUAGCGUCGUUACCCAACCUGAUCUGUUGCCGGUUCCACAAAAUGCUCGCACUUGGAACACUCUGCAUCUAGGAGGCUAUUGGAUCGCUGAAGCCUUUGGCAUUAGUCAGUACCAGGUUGCCUCGACUGCACUCGCAGCCGGUCUGUCUCCAGGUGCUGCUAUUGGGGCCGUCUUCUUCGGUCACUUCCUUGUCUGUACGCUUCUCAACUCUCCGACUUCCGUCUCGGAAUCACGAUUAACAGCGCUUGCGUGUGCAGCCAACGGAUGGAUAGGAACUCGACAUGGAAUCAAUUUCCCUGUCCUGGCCAGGAUCUCCUUUGGUGUAUACGGGAACUUGGUCGCCAUCAUGUGUCGCGCAGUAGCGGCCAUCGUGUGGUUCGGCACUCAGACAUUUCAAGGCGGUCAAUGCGUUGAAGUGAUGCUACGGGCCAUCUUCCCGUCUUUCAAGCAUUUCCCAAAUCGACUACCUCCGUCCGCUCAUGUCACUUCUUCCCAACUGCUGUCGUUUUUCAUUUUUUAUCUGAUACAACUUCCGCUUCUUUGGGUGCAUAUAUCGCGUCUACGGCAUCUCUUUAUGCUCAAAGUAGUCUUGAUGCCGAUCUUUGGCUUUGCUCUAUUCGGCUGGGCAGUGGGUCGAGCCCAUGGAUUUGGUCCCAUCUUUUCUCAGCCGACUCAAGUGGCUGGAGCUCCGGCCGUCGUUGUCUUCUUCUCUGCAAUGACAUCAGCCAUUGCCCCGAAAGCGACGCUUGCGCUGAACAUAUGCGACUUCACUCGAUUCGCAAAAUCUCCAACAGCUGUCAUAUGGACAAACAUCCUCUCCCUUUCGAUCCCGGUGACCCUCUGCGCUAUUCUCGGUGUCGUUGUAACCUCAGCAACCCAAGUCAUCUACGGCGUUUCAACUUGGAACCCGUUGCAGGUUUGUGAGCUAUGGGACAAUCGCGCUGCGCAAUUCUUUGCAGCAUUCUGCUGGGGUCUAGCGGUUCUCGCCACAAAUAUCUCAGCCAAGUGGGUGCUUCUGUUGACCUAUAUGCGUUCAUGUCUCUUUUCCGACGAUGAAUUCAGCUCCACCGCUGUCGGCAACGACCUCACUGUCUUAUUUCCGCGUUUUGUCGAUAUUCGCCGCGGCCAGUACAUUUGCGCGAUCCUCGGGCUCGCUACUUGUCCUUGGAUCAUCCAAAACUCUGCCACAUCCUUCACUGCUUUCCUCGCUGGCUACUCCAUCUUCCUUGGCCCGAUAUGUGGGAUUCUUCUCGCUGACUUUUUCAUCUAUCGACGCAAACGAGUCGAUAUCCUGUCGCUCUACCAACGAGAAACGUCGCUCUACUGGUACACAUAUGGGGUCAACCCGCGAGCCAUCGUGGCAUUCCUGCUCGCGCUGGUCCCAAAUUUACCCGGCUUUGCGGCAAGGGUCAAUCGAAACAUCAAGGUUCCAGUCGGCGCCACCUAUGUGUUUGCAUUGGUUUGGCCUAUCGGGGUGAUUGUCGGGGCUGUCUGUUACCUAGCUUUCACUUGGGUGUGGCCGCCAAUAAAACGACAAAGAGGUUAUGAUAGCCCACCGCAAAGCAUCAUGAGUCAAGACGAUUUACCCAAGUAA
This is a messenger RNA of Mycena indigotica, 1773 nucleotides long. RefSeq names its product NCS1 nucleoside transporter family. Lineage: Eukaryota; Fungi; Basidiomycota; Agaricomycetes; Agaricales; Mycenaceae. Gene Ontology annotation, cellular component: plasma membrane. The record is from RefSeq and is a predicted model, not a curated record. The transcript is spliced from 18 exons. Gene Ontology annotation, biological process: nucleobase transport; transmembrane transport. Gene Ontology annotation, molecular function: nucleobase transmembrane transporter activity. The coding region runs from base 1 to 1773 and encodes 590 amino acids.